Aspergillus uvarum CBS 121591 is the source of this 1340-nucleotide messenger RNA. RefSeq names its product DHS-like NAD/FAD-binding domain-containing protein. The transcript has a single exon. The coding region runs from base 119 to 1129 and encodes 336 amino acids. NCBI's taxonomy places the organism in Eukaryota, Fungi, Ascomycota, Eurotiomycetes, Eurotiales, Aspergillaceae. The record is from RefSeq and is a predicted model, not a curated record. Gene Ontology annotation, molecular function: NAD+ binding.
CUUACAACCGCCCCUCCUGUUUUGUUCUACAAAUCGAACGCAUACUCGACCCCACUUCACACCUUUCCUCUACAUCUUUUGCAAGACAGAGACUACAAGAAGCAGAAAAGACCACAAGAUGACAGACCUCGCCCAAAUCAUCCACCAGAUCCAAACCCAACAGAUCCAGCGCAUCGUCGUCCUCGUCGGCGCGGGCAUCUCCACCGCAGCAGGGAUCCCGGACUUCCGGACCGCCGGGUCGGGCCUCUACGACCAGCUGCAACCUCUCCGCCGCCUCCUGCCCUACCCGGAGGCGAUCUUCAGCCUCAGCUACUUCACGCACACGCCGGAGCCCUUCUACGCGAUCGCGCGGGCCCGCGGCUGCCACCCGCGCACCGUGCGCCCGACCCGCACGCAUGCCUUCCUACUGCUCCUCGCCCGGAAGGGCUUGCUCCACUUCCUGUUCACGCAGAACGUCGACGGCCUGGAGGCGGCGGUGGGAAUCCCCGCGGAGAAAUUGCUGAACGUGCACGGGAGCUGGCGCGCGGGCCAGCGGUGCUGGAAGUGUCGGACGGCGUAUCCGGAUGGAAAAAUGCGGGAGGCGGUGCGGACGGGCGCAGUGCCGUAUUGUCCAGUGGCUGGGUGUGAGGGGGGCGUGGUGAAGCCCGACGUGGUGUUCUUUGGGGAGGAGAUCCCCCCGGCGUAUGCGGAGCGGGAGGCGGUGGUGCGGGAGGCGGAUUUGUUGUUGGUGCUGGGGACGAGUUUGAAGGUCGCGCCGUGUUCGCAGCUGCCGAGAUUGGUGCGGGAGGGCGUGCCCCGGGUGUUGGUGAAUCGGGAGCGCGCGGGGGACUUGGGGGGCAGGCCCGGGGAUGUGUGUGUUCUGGGGGAGUGUGAUGAUGGCGUGGGCGGUUUGGCGGAUGCGUUGGGGUGGAGGGAGGAGCUGGAGGAGGUGUGGAGGGAUGCGGUCAGGAGGGUGGAGGUGCUGUUCGAGCAGGACCAGGAGGAUUGGGGGGAGGAGGUGAGCUUGGAGGUGCUGGUUGAGCGGUAUGCGAAGUCAGUGGUCGAUGCGAGGUUGGUGUUGGGAGGUCAUCGACGCAUGUUGGAGAGUCAUCUGGGGGAGAAGUUGGCGAGUAUUCAGGGCAGGAGUUGAGCUUGACUGGACUGGACAGUCAGUGUAGAGUCAUGAUAUGCUAGCACCAUGGCGGUCGUUGCUAGUUAGUCGCCUUUAGGCAGUGAGUCUAGCCUUUAGGUGAGCAGGAGAGCAUUCCGCGACGCUAUACUAUGUUUUUGAUAUAAGCGUUGAGUCACGAUGUGAGUCCAGGUGGCUGGUGUUGUUGACCAUACUUAUAGGUUGGUCAGUG